GCUGUAGCUUAUGUCCUGUCACUUGUCUCGUCGCUGAGUCAUUGUUAAUUUUGUUCCGUGAUUACUGUUUUGUUUUGUCUGUCUGCUAGAGGAAUGACAAUGGAACCAUAAUCACAAUUUAUUGACCAUACUAAGUUAAAUAGGACAGUAUUCUUCAAGUAAAAGGUAUUACUCAUUGGGCUGAUCCAUCACGGGUCCUUUUGCAGCCAUGGGUUCUGUUUGGAAACGAUUGCAGAGAGUCAACAAACGAGCAGCAAAGUUUCAAUUUACUGUUUCUUACCAUCAAGUGACUGUUGAAACUACACCCAAAUGGAAACCAAAUAGAUUGAGUGUCAUUUGGACGAGGAGAAGCCGCAGAGUGAUUUCCGAAGCUUUGCCCUGGGAACCAACCAUGAAGGAUCCUCUCCGAGGUCUUGCUGUGUGGGCUGUCCCUGAGAACAAGGAUAUAUCUGUGACACUCUUCAAGGAUCCUCGCACUCAAGAGCUGGAGGACAAGGAAUGGACCUUUGUUCUAGAAGACGUUGGCCCUACUGGUAAAAGAAGACAACUCGCAGUAGCAAGUGUUAACAUGAAGAAGUAUGCCAGUAUUGAAUCAACUCAGCAUGACUUGAAUCUCAUCAUGAAGCCAACUACUAAGAAAAUUACUUCUGCCACUCUAGAGUGCACAUUGUCCUGUGUGUUUUUGAGGGAAGGAAAAGCAACGGAUGAAGACAUGCAGAGUAUGGCUAGUCUGAUGAGUACCAAUAACAAUAGUGACAUUGCUCCAUUGGAGGACUUUGAUGAAGAGGAUGAUGAAGGCUCGAUGAAACACAGCCUACAUGAAGUGUCUGAACUGACCAAUCAACUGGACAUGUUGACCAACAGCCUGAGCGGCUCUGAGUUCGCCAGCACUCCGAUGAGUGUUGCCAGUUUGAGGGAAGAUGUAACACCUCUAGCCGGAGAAGAAAAAGGCUUCCCUCUCAUAAGUGGUAGCAACAUCAACUCUGGACAGCCUGAUUCUCACCAGCCUAGUUCACUUGAAAACCAGCCCUCGAAGAAUGUUCGGCUAAUGCUGCAGCCUCUUAAUUUGAAAGAGGCAGGAGUACCAGAGCCACAGUCACAGCCCAGACUACAAGACAGCACGCCAGGCCAGGACUUGCUAGAGUGGUGUAAGGACGUCACCAAGGACUACCCUGGGGUCAAGGUCACUAACCUGACCACCUCUUGGCGUAACGGACUGGCGUUCUGCGCCGUCAUACAUCACUUCCGUCCUGACCUUGUUGAGUUUGAUUCACUGACAACUCACGAUGUGAAGGGUAACUGCAAGAAGGCGUUUGAUGCUGGUGAAGCCCUUGGCAUACCUCGGGUGAUAGAGCCAGCAGAUAUGGACGUGUUGACAGUUCCGGACAAACUGGCUGUUAUGACAUACCUCUACCAGUUGAGAGCUCACUUUACAGGCCAUGAGUUGGAAGUGCAACAGAUCGGCAAGACAACAGAUGAAUCCUCGUACAUGAUUGGUCGGUUCAACACGGACAACGACACAGACGUUACAGUUCAACUGUUUGGACAAGAGAUAAUGAACAUGCGUUCCAAGAAAGAGGGGUCAGAGCAAAAAUCUGUCUCCAACAGUUGGAGCAAAAGUGUUGAUUCGUCAGAAGCGGAAACGGAAAGGGAAAGCCUGAGGAACAACCUUCGCUUGAAACUGGCUCCGGUUGCUGAUAUGAAUGAUUGUAGCGAGAAGUCACCGGCAUCUGUGAAGGAUGUCAUUUUAGCCAGCUCUAAGAGCAUUCUUGGCAAAGUUCUAUCACCGACAAAGGAAAAGUUUUCCAACAAGGAAAAUAACAGAGAAAAGAGCAAGUCCCCAGUCAAUGCUACUCCCCGUCCUGUGCUCAUGACCAGGAGACAACUCACAGAUCCUUUCGGCUCUGAUGAAGAAGAGGAUGUGAAUGAAGCAAAUGCUGAAAAUGAAGACGGAAGAAAAACUCUACCAACUCAAGGAAGUGAUGUUAUGAAUUCAACCAACACCACAAGAAACACAAGUAGGGAAGGAUCAGAAACUAGAUCUUUGAGUCAUUCAACCAGCAAUGAUCUGUCCAAAAUGAGUCAGCGAGGAGUGAAUCGUCACGAGGAGCUGAGGGAGCGAGCUCGACAACUGUUGGAACAAGCGAGGAGAGAUGUAGCGAGAAACUCUCAACCAACCUCGCCUGUGCAGGGUGAGGAAGAAAGACAACAACACUUGAGGGAGAGGGCGAGACGGUUGAUAGCUGAGGCGAGACUGGGCGUCGUCAACACAUCUCCCUUCUCACCAAGCAGAGAAAACACUCCAAGUGAGAAAUCCAGUGAGCAAAGUUCGCCUCUUCACUUGAUGUCACCUUCAAAAGGUGAUAUUGAAGAGAACACUCCACCCUGGGUGCUAAACAACAAGGAAGACAACUCUGUGAAGCCUGUUACCAACUCCCCCCUUCACUCCUUCACCUCACUCAUGGAGAGGAUAUCACCCGAGAGACAGCCCAGUAGAGGGUUUGGUAAAGAUGUUACCAACUACAUUCAGAAUGAGCUGGAAGCAUUGGAAAGAGAACAGAAGCAAAUCGACAAACAAGCUGCCAUAUUAGAGAAGGAAAUUCGUAGAGUGAUGGAGUCGGGUACUGAUAAAGAAAGAGAAGAAAGUCUGAUGGCAAAAUGGUUUACUCUAGUCAACAAAAAGAACGCCUUGCUAAGAAGACAAAUGCAGUUAAAUAUUCUUGAAAAAGAAGAUGAUUUAGAAAGAAGGUUUGAGUUACUAAACCGAGAAUUAAGAAGUAUCUUGGCAAUGGAAGACUGGCAGAAGACUGAUGAGCAGAAGCUGAGAGAGAACCUGUUAUUGUCAGAGUUAGUCAACAUUGUCAACAAGAGGGAUGAGCUCGUCCAUCAUCUCGACUCUCAGGAGAAGGCGAUUGAGGACGAUGAUAAGAUAGAGGAGGACUUGAGCAGAGUAGGCGUGGGUCACCGCAACAACAACUGCGUCGUCCAGUAAAGUCUACGUUCAAUGUCAAAAAUCAAAAAUUACUGUCUGCAUCCGGUAUUCCACAUUGGAAAUAGUAUUAGUGAUAAUCAAACAGUAAUUUAGCCAUCAAUAAAUUUAAAAUCUUGUGACGUGUUAAGAUCUAGCGAAUUUACUAAUUAGUAGUUUAGACGUCGUCUUCAAGAAAGUCAUAUUUUUUUCAAGAUUUAUUUUAGCUGGAUUUAGCUAUACAGGGUAUUUAUUUAAGUUAGGCUUGUUGUGAUCAAAUUAGAACAAACCCUGUUCAGUAUGGUGGUUUUAAAUAUUAUAAGUUACAUUUGUCAUUAAAAAAAUAUCUGCAUAGGUUGUUAUAAUACAGUCAGACAACUCUAAGAAGACACUUGUGCCUGGGGCGUAGAGGAAAAAAAAUUAUUAUGGCGGAAAAUAAUACCUUUCCAAAAACAUCUGAUUUGCUAUCCAAUUCUACCUGAGACUUGCCCUUCUCACACCCCUGACAGUAAAUUUUUGUGUGCACGGCCCAACUAAGUCGAUUAGUGCUAUAGAAUGGUCAAGUAUAAGGAAGACCUAACAUUUACUUCGAGGGCAGUACAGCGUUUUCACCUCAUCUGUGAAGUGCCUUUUUAGGGUUGUUAAAUUUAGGGUUGUACACUAGAUUUAAUUUUUUUUUAGCUCAACCUAUUCCAUAGUAAAUAUUCUCAAAAUCAAUUACAAAAAAGUAACAUGUUUUUGUAAUCUCAAUAUAAGUUUGUGUAAGAGGUUUAUAAACAAAAAUAUUUCAUUAAGUGAAUAAUGCCAGUUCUUGCCUCUUUUUACGUUGUCUAACCAUCAGAUUAUAUAAACCGAAUUUAAAAUAUAAUAACUACAAUAACAUGGUUAAUAUGAUAUUGGGGUGCAUAAUAAUUUAACAAAUUCCGUUAAAGUGUUUUGUGGCUUCUGCUUCUUCCAAAGAUAAAAGAUGAUAAAUUGAUAUAAUCAAUUAGUGUUAACCAGUUUAUGAGUUUUCCUUACAAAAUAGUCUCAUGGAAAAAGUCAUGCUUGCUCUCUAAUAAUUCACUUGCUUUUAAGGAAAUGUUUUGGUCAUCGUUCCUCAAACAAUCUUUGGACCCUUGUUAUAUACGUUUUAUCGUCAAGUGACAUUUCUUAUUCUUAUUUCUUAUUAACUAGUAUUUGAGAUUACACUAAUUUUAACACAGUGAAUAAAUUUAUUUUCUUUGCUUGUUAAGUACCAUCACAUGACAAAAACACAUUAAUAGGCUACAUAAUAUUUUCAAUUUGUAUGGUUUCUUUUUUGCUUCUAUUCUCUUUCAUUUCUCAGCUUUAAAUGGUUUAGGUUUGAUAACCUUAGAGCCUUAUCAUAAGUAAUGACUAAUUCUUUAGUCAUGUAAAUAGUUGUUUUAUAUUAUUUUGAAUUUUGUACAUACAGUUUAUGUAGUGAUCAUUUGUAAAUAGAUAUCUGGCUUAAUUUAUUGGCACAAAUAUGUCCGCUCACUAUUUUGCAAUAACAUUUUGUUGUAAUUUUACUCAAAUUGUUUGUGUACAAUUUGUGUGUGAUUGUCUAGCACUUUCUUUGCUCAUCACAGAUAACUUUAUCAUUUGUCUAAUAGUUAUUGUUACUCUGAUAUAUAUAACAGUUUAAAAUUAAUUACCUUUGUCUUUAAAUAUUUCUCAUCAUGGUAAAUUAACCUUUCCAAUAAAUUUGCAAGCCUUAACAAAAAGAGUCUGUUUGUAGUCUUAUCAAUAUAUUUGUUCCUAGUUAACUAAAUCAAGGUUUUAACCUGUGUUAUUUGUCUAAGGUAAAAUGAAAGAUCGUCAUAUUGAUAUUUAAAUAUUGAAUCUUAUGAUUAUACUUAAAUCUUUCUCUUAGCUUAAUUGACAAAGUAGCAAAACCAAUAUUUGAUAUAUAUCAAAAAUAUGUUUAGUAAAUUUGAGCCAUUAAAUAAUUUUAACUUGUAAUUGUUUUAAGUCUUGAAAUAGCUGUUAAUACCUAUUUAAUUCCCAAUAAAAACACUGACAAAUUAAUUGGUUUUUAUGUUUGUAAUAAUUGUUUAUGUUUGAUUAUAUGAACCAAAAGGAUAGUUAGGAGCAAGGGAAUCAAGUAUAGUUGCACUGGCCCAGUUUAAAUAUUGUGUUCUUAAAUGGUUUGAAGCCGGCAAAUAUUUAAAUUUCCCUUUGUACAUAUUGACAAGGCAGAGUUUCCAUCAUUGGUGAAAAUUUUAAUUUUGCUAGCUUUUAUUGCUAAUAAGAAAAAAAAUCUGUGGUACUGCUAAAAAUGCUUCAUGUGAUAAUUGUUUUUAAAUGCAUUCAUAAUAAAUAACAUAUUGUUAAGACUUAAUAUUUGAUGCUAAAAUGUUUAUUUGAUAUGUUGCAUUACAUUGUGUAUAAAUAAAUUAUUUAUAGUAAAGCAAA
This is a messenger RNA of Macrosteles quadrilineatus (aster leafhopper), 5386 nucleotides long. RefSeq names its product EH domain-binding protein 1 (gene Ehbp1). Lineage: Eukaryota; Metazoa; Arthropoda; Insecta; Hemiptera; Cicadellidae. The coding region runs from base 209 to 2992 and encodes 927 amino acids. The transcript has 24 exons. Gene Ontology annotation, molecular function: protein binding. The record is from RefSeq and is a predicted model, not a curated record.